Molecule: messenger RNA, 2992 nt
Organism: Osmerus eperlanus (European smelt)
Lineage: Eukaryota; Metazoa; Chordata; Actinopteri; Osmeriformes; Osmeridae
Exons: 8
Coding region: 168-2618 (816 amino acids)
Biological process (GO): negative regulation of DNA-templated transcription; positive regulation of DNA-templated transcription
Cellular component (GO): nucleoplasm
Source: RefSeq, a predicted model, not a curated record
AGAAGAAGACUGAGCAAUCAACCGGAAGUGAAUCUGCUUUUUUAGUUGGCUUCACCAUGCCUAGACCCAAGUCCGUCACAACAAUCCACAGUGUUUACGUAGAAACUGAGAACUUGUGUCUGUUCAACAAAAUGUAUUAGGUGUCAUGGACGUUUGAGGGCGAAGAGAUGUAUCGUGGUUUUCUUAAUCCAGGAGAAUAUACCCGUGGCCCGGCUCCGUUUGUCCACCCACAACAUGGACCGCCAAUGAUGGCGCCCCGCUAUGGAGGGCCCUACGGCCCGCCACCGAAUGCUCCACCACCCAGACAUUUGCCCCCUGGACCAUGUCGCUCCUUUUUACCUGCUGCAUCAAACAACGAAUACAUUCAUAGUAGAUCCAUGGGGGACCAUUAUAUCAAUACUCAACCACACUGUAGCAGUUUUUCCAUUGACCGCAGCACAGUGAUCACUAUGGGCAAUCAGCAAAUCCUCCCUCCAGAUACACAGCGGAACCCCAACCAUUUAAAGGCCCAUCAGAAAGAUAAAAGCGACAAGGCAGGGGAAGACUUUCUCAGAUGCCUUGAAUCCAACCAACCACUCCCCGAUUAUCUGAAAGAGAACAUUGCCUCCAGCCUGUCUGAACUGGGGAUACCGUCAGGUUCAAUAUUAGACAGAGGAUAUGAGAGGCAGAGGCUCAGAAGCAAAAGCCGCAGUCGAAGCCGGGCGCGGAGCAAGAGCCGGGCGCGGAGCAAGAGCCGGGCGCGGAGCAAGAGCCGGGCACGGAGCAAGAGCCGGGCUAAAAGCCGCUGCAGAAGCAAAAGUCGAGCGAGAAGCCGGAGUAAGAGUCACGGAAAAAGCCGAGGCAGGAGCAAGAGCAGAGCCCGCAGUAAGAGCAGGACCCGGGGGAAGAGCAGGGCCCGGAGCAGACCCCGGAGCAGGAGUCACAGUCGUGGGAGGAGUCAGGGCCGGAUGAGUCCCAGUCAGGGUUUCAGUGGCAGCAGUGUCAGUAGUCACACUUCGGCACUCAACACCGAUCUGUUACAGGGGCUAAAACGAGUGAUGAACUGUAAGGAAUUGGAGGACCGCCUACCUGCCAUCAAGAAUGCCAUCCUUACUAUUCAGGCAGGAAACAUGGGCAUGAACUCGAAGCCCAGUGGCUUCCAAGGGCAGCCUACCACAAGCCAGGACCAGUCCAUACCAUCAGUGAAUGACAGUAUGCUCCUCCCGCAUGAGCGAGUGGGAAACGACUUUUCCUGGCUCCAGGGUACCAGAGAGGAAGAAACUAAAAAAGAGGUGGAUGUCGAGGAUGAGGAGUCGUUUCUUUAUGGGAACGGAAAUGACAGUCAGAGGCAACCAUCCUCCUCACUUCAGUUCGCAGAGCAGUCCCAGCCCAUGGCACCGUCCACUACCUAUCAAGGCCACGUAGAGACUUCACAUGCAGGUCAACCCUACUCCCUAAACCAGCCUCUCUUCAGAAACCUUGGAGAGCUCCUUGGGGACCUUAAGCCACGCGGUCAAGGGACCGCUUCCACGCCCACAGUGAAGACUGAGCACACAGGUCAGCAGCCCAACUCCUCCCUCCUCCCAGAUGUGCAAGAGGUCGAGAAGAUAAAGAACAUGAUGAAGCACAUUGGUCUGAACCUGGGGACGUCGGACAUCAGUAAGAUCAUGUCCAAGCUGCAGGAGCAGAAUGAAGCGAAACUGCCAUCGCCGCCGCUGCCCAUAGAAGCAGGAAAGCAGGAGGUCAAAAUUACUAUUCCUGCAUUUGGGAAUCCAGAUGUACAACAAGCACUGGUGUCUUUGCAGUCUCUCAUCAAAGCAACCAAGGAGAAGCGGGCAAAAUGUGAUCAGCAUUCUCAAAGGUCCACGGACAGGAAGCAGGAUGACGAUGAGGGUAAAAUGAGAACGAGAGAAGCCCUGAGGACCAGAAAAGAAGCCCUGGUGAAGGAACUGGAAGGGUUGCUGAAGGAUGAUGGCUCAGAGUUUUUAAUCCCAGUGAUAGGGUUCUACUGCCAGAAGUGUGAGGAGUUCAUAGGAGACUUGAACACUGCAGAGGCCCACGCAGCCAACCACCGUCGCAAGAACUACAGUGCGAAACAUGCAGACAGAGAGGACACAGAACCCCACCACCAUCAAAGCAAACACUCCCAUCUGCAAGAGAGGAGAGACCAGAGGGAACACAGGGAUCAGAGAGAUCACAGACAUCUGGACCUCAAGCGCAAACUGGAGGAUGACUCCAGGGGCCACAAGAGCGACCGUGAGAAGGUCUACGUGAAGGAGGAGAAACCUGCACCCCCCAGGUUGUCGAUGACAACGGUAAGAGCGCACACUCCUCCGGGCUUGCUGAAGAGCAGAGGGAGGGAUGAUGAGGCCAAAAUGGACAAAGGCUCUGCUUUUUUUUCACCUGCUAGCGGAAAACAUGGCACAGUCAAGGAGGAGGAGGAGGACAGGAGGGGGAAACUCUCCAAGCAAGAUGGCGAUAAAAAAGACAGUGAUACUAACAGCUGCAGCAGUAGUGAAAGUGACAGAGGCAAGUCCCCCAAAGAACAAAAGAAGAAGAAAGAGAAGAAGAAGAAGAAAGAGAAGAAGAAGAAGAAGAAGGAGAAAAAGAAGAAGAAAGAGAAGGAGGACAAAUCCUAGUUACUCUACUGCCUACAGCUGUUGGUCUCUCUGUAUUGGGCCUCUAGUCCAAUGUUUUGCUCUGUUGCUGGGUUUUUUUCAUGGACUAUUGAGAUUUCAAAAAAUACAUCCAUAAACAUACAGUUUUCUCUUCCUGUUGUUUAUGUUGACAGAAAUUAUACUGUGGUGUUGUCACCCAAAUGUUCAUUCAAAUCUGUUUAUCAAUGUGAGUUGUCAAUGUGAGAUCAUGUCUCACCCAAGGUUCCUGACAAACAUCUUCUCCCUCUUAUUGAACAACCCUCACCUUUUGGGCCAUUAUGUUUAAUGUUAAUGGUGUUUACAAUUGUUUUUGGUUUAGUGCUGCAAAUAAGUUUUUUUGCAAUAAAAGUAUUCAA